Caenorhabditis briggsae is the source of this 3201-nucleotide messenger RNA. Bases 1 to 3201 code for a protein of 1066 amino acids. Lineage: Eukaryota; Metazoa; Nematoda; Chromadorea; Rhabditida; Rhabditidae. The transcript is spliced from 7 exons. The record is from RefSeq and is a predicted model, not a curated record. Gene Ontology annotation, molecular function: protein binding.
AUGCUCGGGUUUGGUAGGAACGGUUUACGACUGGUUGGUCGCCGUGGAUUAUCAUCAGCUGUUACCCAGACGUCUACUACGACUGCCACUCCGCCACCUCAACAGCAGCAACAGCAAAAUCAAUCAGGAGAUGCUCGAAAAAGUUUCAGCAAGCAGAAUAACCGACCGUUUGCCACUGCGACAUCGUCAGAACAAAUCAAAUUGCAGAAGAAAUAUCAAGGAAACAUAGAAAGCAACAAGUUGGAAACCCUACAUGACGCUAUUGAAUACAUUGAAUGGCGAGGUACUGUAUUCCCACAAACGGUUUCCAAAAUCAUUGGGCUCCUCGAUAAAUCUGGAGAGCUUUCUGCUCUUUCCGAUCGCCAACUGGCAGUUAUUCUCUCGGUAUUCGGAGCAACAUGCGAUACAUUGUCUCGUUCUCUUCGCGCUCAAAAUUUGGAAAAAGUUGAAACCAUUCUUCGAGAGAAAGGAGUUGUUUUGGGAUUGCUGUCUCGCAACCAACUCAUUGAAGCGAAAGUCGACAAUCGUAGUCAGGUGGAUGCUGUUGAGGAGCUCGGAAAGUUUGAGGAAUCCGACGUUGAACUUGAUUCCAAAUCGUACGUUCUUCUCUGCGAAGUCUAUGCGAAACAAGCAAAUACAAAAGCAAUCACUGAUAUCAUCGCUCACAUGAAAUCAACAGGAAUCCCGUUGACAGAAGAUCAUGUUGCUCAACUAGUUUAUUCAGUAGCAAGAGGUGGUAGUUAUGGACUAGUCGGGAGAGUGAUGGAUACAUUUGCCACUUCAAUGAAUGUGGUUCGCCUGAGAUGUGCAGCGGCAAGAGCAAUCGCUGAACGAGAGAAGACGGAACCAGGAAAAGGAGGUUCUGAAAUUAUCGAGAUGCUCAGAGCGAUUCCAACGACAGCUAAACUUCAUUCGCUCGAAAACAGCAAAUACGUCGUCAAUGUUCUAAUGGAUCUCAUCGAAAAUGGGCAACUCGACGCAUUCAAUCUUCUCUCCUCAUAUCUCAUUGUAGCUGAAACUGGAUCCACUCUUGAUGACAACAUCCUUAAUUUGCCGGUUGUGGCUCGUGCUAAAAGUCUGCUCAGUGAAGGAAGUUUAGAACAAGCGAUCGCUCUGUAUUCAUGCGUUCAUUCCUCAUAUUCCAAUGACUUCUUCGUCCAAAAACUGAAUCGUCAACUUGAAGAUGGUCUCAAAUCAAUCAGUGCUUCAGAAGCUCUUCAAAAUCAUUUCAAAAUAGUCACUUUGGCCGAGAACAAGGGUUUACUUCCAUCUGCAAAUGAGUUCCUUCUCACGACUUGUGCCAGAAGCCCAGUUCCUUUAUUUGGAGAAGUUUUCGAACAUGUUCAACAGGCAGGAGACGUCAGAACUAUCCUUGGUCAAAAUCCAACAAUCAAAAAGCAACUGGGUCGUCAACUAGCUCAACAACUCAUAAAAACAGUAUCCCCUUCGGAACAAGCUGCAAUUGUCGCUAAAAUUGCCACUGUUAUGUUUGCUCCGUCCACAAAAGAAGUUCCUGGAGAUACUCGUGACUUCUAUAAGAUAAUGUAUAGAGUAGUUGGAAAAGACGUCAAACUAGUUCUUCCUGCUCUUGAUCUGAUGACAAAUGCCGUCUGGCACGAGAAGCGCGAGUUCGGAACCAGCAUCGUUCAUCAAUUGCUCUAUUCAGACAGAGAAGAUCACUUGGCAGCGGAAAAACUUCGCAUAUUGUUAGAAUCCAACAAACUCGGUCAACUCACUCUCUACCGUCUCCAUGGAAUGCUCACCAAAUUUUUGAUGGCUGACAAAGAAAAACGUGUAAAGUUGACUGCUAAAUUGCUUGCACUCGACUUCCCACCAGAAACUGCAUCGAAAGUUCCACUGAAAUUCGGAGGAAAGAACCUUGCCAAUUUUCUUUCAAAUGAAAUCAUCUCACUCGAUAUUGCCACAAAAAUUGUUCAAUUUCUUGAAGAUGAACCUCGUGUGCAAUUGACGAAUGAAGAGCUUAAAGAAGCACAAGGAAUUCUAAAGUCAACUCCACAGAAAGCUGAGUUACUCAAAAAACUGAGAAAAAGUGCUACAAUGCAAAGAUGGAGAGCCAGUAGUGUAUCUGAGUUGCUCAAAGAGCUGGCGAAUUUCACAGAGAACACCAAGGAAGCCGUGAAAAUUUCUUUGAAGAAGGUCAUUGUUCAGAAAGUCAUAAAAGAGUCAUCAGACGAUCUGGACUAUCUUGUCGGAUUUUUGGAGCACAUUGUUGAGUGGAGAAAAGAAAAAUAUCCAGAUUAUUUGAAGACGUUGUUCCAAACAGUUGAAGCCGUCGCUCUAUCCAAAGCUGUCUCUACCAACAACAUGGUUCUUGCUGAUCGUAUUUGGCAAAUGAGAUCUGGUCAUCCAUCAGCAGACGUUCUUCUUUCAUAUGCAUCACGUCUAUUUGUUAAUAAAGAAGUCGAGCGAGCCGAUGAAGUGUGUGAAGAGUUGAGAGCCAGUUCCCAAAUUAUCAGACCACAAACGCUAGAAAAAAUGGGACGACGACUCAAAGGAGCUGAUACUGAACAAAUGACAAAGUUGGCUGAUUAUUUAAAGAAGAGUUUUAACCUGAAGGAAAAGGACGCCCGGCGAGUUGUACUACAAGCCAAGAGCGAUCAGUUGAACCAACUUAUUGAAAAAGACGAUUUGGCUGGAGCUCUUCGAAUGGCUAUUGAGGAGACGAACUCGAGUAAGCGAGCAUUUGGACAAGUACCAAUUAUGAUCGAAGCGAUAAAAAGGAAUGAUCGAAAAACGUUGGAAAGUGUGCACACAAUGGUUCGCUCCGCACACAACGUUGAUAUGGCGAAUGUUAAUCUUGCCUAUGCGCUGAUUCAUUCUGACAACGUCAAUCGGGCUCUCAGUCUCGUCGAACGCCAGAAUCUCACUAUUGAGCGGCCAGUUUUGCAAUACUUCACUACGUUAGCGUCUGCAUCGGAUAAUCCAAAAUUGUUGAGAGAUCUUUUCAUUGUGUUUAAUGGGCGUGCGUCUACAUUGGAUCUCAACAAUCUUCUGGAGCUCGCCACCAAGAAGUUGUAUGGUUUAUUUGUUUUAGGGAGCAGCAAUGACAUUGAUUCGUUGAUGAAAUUAUCCCAUGAGAUCGAGUCGACUUCUUUCCCUCUUCAAAAUCAACUUCGCACAUUCUUCGACGAUCUUAAACAGAAACACUCCUCCUCCCAAUCGUCAGUCGAUUUCGACUGA